AUGCAAUUGAAGUCUCUUCUUUGGGCCUUCGCGGCAGUUACCAGUGUCUUCGCCUCUGCUGUCCCAGAGGAUAUUGAGAAGCGUAAUUACUAUGGAGCGCCUGCCACUGUUACAAAGUGGUCGACUAAGUACGCCACCAAGUGGUCCACUAAAUAUGUGACCAAGACCACUACAUGCACAAAAUGGUCUAAGACACGAACCAUCACCAAAACCAAGACUGCUACGAGAUGGUCUAAGACGACGACAAAGUGGAAUACAAAGUGGAAUACGAGAUGGAGUACAAAGUGGAAUACGAGAUGGAACACGAGAACAAACACCAAGACCAUCACUAGUACUAUCAUCAAGCCAGUUGUGACGAAGACCACGACGUUGACUGCAACAACAACCGCUGUAUCGACUUCCGUAUCGACUUCCGUAUCGACUUCCGUAUCGACUUCCGUAUCGGUCACGACAACCACCCUAACCGAGGUGCCGAGCUCUACUGGCGUAGUUGGUCCAAGAUAUGCCGGUUGUUACAAGGUUAAUCCUGAUAAUGGCCCUCUGCUCACUGAGAAGCCCUUGAACACCGGUGUGACACCAAAGUCCUGCCAAGAACACUGCUUCUCGAGCUCGACAGAUAACUUCCUUUUGGCUGGUCUUACCGGCGGAGACACCUGUGUUUGCGGUAACAGCAUCGAAAACCCUUGGUUGGAGGUUCUGGAUGAGGGUCAAUGCGAUACCCCCUGUGACGCCGAUAAUGAUGAGUUCUGCGGCGGUACUGGUAUCUUUGAGAUUUAUGUCCAGUCAAAGACCAUCGGCCGAAGCAUUGGUUGUUACGACGAUACCACUCAGAAUGACCUCAUCUCCGAGGGCGUCUUCACCCACCCUAAGAUGACCCAGAAGAUCUGCCAGGACACCUGCUUUAGUCAGCAGUUCACCUUUGCUGGUCUUAAGAAUGGAAAGGAAUGUUUUUGCGGUGACCAGUUUAUCAGUGCACCAAUCCAAGACGGCACUGAUAAAUGUACCACAGCUUGCGUCGGCAAGACCGAUGAGAAAUGCGGAGGUGAUGGCUUCGUCGAAGUCUUUGCCCUCACCACUUAA
Messenger RNA from Orbilia oligospora ATCC 24927, 1080 nucleotides. RefSeq lists its product as uncharacterized. The coding region runs from base 1 to 1080 and encodes 359 amino acids. Gene Ontology annotation, cellular component: plasma membrane. NCBI's taxonomy places the organism in Eukaryota, Fungi, Ascomycota, Orbiliomycetes, Orbiliales, Orbiliaceae. The transcript is spliced from 4 exons. The record is from RefSeq and is a predicted model, not a curated record.